AUGGCUACAACACAGUCACGUUUUCUGUUCAAUAAUCAAUUAUACGAACAACAUGACGGCCUUUUUAUGGGCUCACCACUGGCUGUUAUCAUGGCUGAUAUUUAUAUGUCACAUUUUGAAGAAGUUAACAUGCCAGAGCUUAUAAUAAAUGGUGUACAUUUAUGGAAAGGGUACGUAGAUGAUACCUUCACUUUUGCUGAAAAUAAUGAUUCUGUUCAAAACAUUUUACAUGUUUUAAAUUCUUAUCAUCCGGGCAUUCAAUUUACUGUUGAAAUGGAACAGAAUAAUACAUUAAGUUUCCUUGAUGUAAAGAUUAUUAGAAUAGGAACAACAACACCCUCAUAUCAAACAACAGUAUAUAUGAAACCUACAUACAGUGGUCUUAUGACUAAAUGGAAUUCAUUUGUUCCAUUUUCCUAUAAAAAAUUAGAAAUAAAUACCAUCAUUAAACGAGCAAUUCACAUAUGCUCAAAUUAUGCUCUUUUGCAUAACGAAUUAGAAUGUAUAAAAAUGACUGCCUAA
Messenger RNA from Didymodactylos carnosus, 522 nucleotides. Lineage: Eukaryota; Metazoa; Rotifera; Eurotatoria; Philodinida; Philodinidae. The record is from the annotation of a GenBank genome assembly.